Molecule: messenger RNA, 1676 nt
Organism: Parathielavia appendiculata
Lineage: Eukaryota; Fungi; Ascomycota; Sordariomycetes; Sordariales; Chaetomiaceae
Exons: 4
Coding region: 1-1518 (505 amino acids)
Source: RefSeq, a predicted model, not a curated record
AUGGCCUCGAUUUUGUCCAUUGCAGUCUUGACGGCUGUUCUUGGCCCAGCAAUUGGCAAUGUCUUCGCUCAAGCGCAAUUAGCCGCUGGGUGCACCACCAACUCGUUUACAGCACCGAGCUGGCUGGUUGAGAACUUUGAGUCUCAAACAUCAGGGGGCGCCGUGGUUGCCUCUUUCCAGGCGCUCAACCGAGCCACCAAGACAUCGCUUGAGCUGAGAUGCCAGACUUCCCUGGCCAACGCGACAGCAGGAUGGCAAAGAUGCUCUCCAAGGAACAGCACCAGCUCGGGCGUGACAUUGGUCGCUUCUUUCCAGGCCGAUUACUCGACAGCCUGGUUCAUGUUCAAUGAGACUUGGUCCUGCAGCGACCUUAGUCCAACCAAGCCGAUUACGUUCACGGCUGUCAGCAACUCCUCGGUACCGCUGGACUGCACGACACAGAGCCAGACCACGACCUGCAAAUCUAUCAAGCCAUUGCUCAUGAAAGCCACCCUGCUCUCCCCCGUCAAGAUCACCCCAGCGUACGUCACUGGACCACCCGGGCACGACACCGAAGGCUGCACGGCACAGUCGAGAACACCAGCAUGGGAGGUGGUAGCCACACAGAUGAAUUUUGGGAGAACCACCAGCGCCUUUGUUAUCGUCAGAAACGACGGAUUGGGCUACAGUGCCACCUGUGCGGGAGCUCUCUCUGCCGACCUUGAGGGGCCUCAGCUCUUGACCUGCCAGGGCCAGACUGCGUAUCGCCGCCCAGCCAAAUACCAGAUCGGCACCACGCUCUCAUUUAACCCCAGGACCUUCGGGUUGACCGUCAAUCAGACCUGGUUCUGUGACGAUCAGGACCCGGCACAGCCCGUCUCCAUCACGGCCUCCGGCACGACUAUUCUUCCCCUAGAAUGUCAACACUUUGUCUUACCCGACGAAAACACGACCUUCUGCACCGGCGGCUCAAACGGCACCUUUUCCGGCAACAUCACCUCGCGAGCCCUGCUCCAACCCUACUCGCUCAACGACCCGCUCUCCACAGCCGACAGCUGCACCAUCGCAUCCGUCGUCUCGCCGGCCUGGUGGCUCAACAACUUCGAGACCGAGACCACGACAUCCAACAGCCAGGUUGUCAGGGCCCAGUUCGACAUGGAGCUGCAGACGGGGGGCCCGGGACGGCAGCCGACGGGGAAUGGUGGAACGCUCGUUGCCGACGGGGUGCAUGUCUCGAACGUUUCGACGAACUCGUCGUCGGAGCUGCCGUGGGACAAGUGCGAGCUCUACGCGGUAGGCGAUACCGCGCUGGCUCCGACGGGGUGUGAGAUGAGGUAUGACAUGGCGAGUCGGUUCUUGGGGUUGAAGGUGGAUUGGCGGUGCGCGGAUCUGGAUCCGGGGAGUCCGGUGACCUUCAGCGGAGAGGUGCGGACCCAGGUGCCGGAGUACACCUGUGUCACCUCGGGCACGAACAUACGGUGCGCUUCGCCUGAUCCGAAGCCGUGGAGGGCCAAUGUCACGUCGGUGACGUGGCGGUAGAGGGUAUCGGUAAGAGGAAGAAGGGGAAGAAGAGGCGGUUGAGGGAGGCAAUGUCGGCUGACACUAAGGGGCAAUCAUCCAAGAGAUGCCCAUAUAAACAUGCAGUCAAUCACAACUGUCGAUCUGGGAAAGUGACGUUUAUUUGCGUACUGUAAAUG